AUGGAAAAAAGUGAAGAAUUAGAAAAAGCAUCUGAAAAAGACCCUAUUUCAUUCUGGAAAUCACUCAAAACAAGUACCGAUAAUCUAGAUUUCAAUGAAACUAAAAAUAUGCCCGCAGAAGAUGAAUGGUUGACUUAUUUUGAAAAACUACAUUCUGAACAUAAAUUAGGUGAUGAGCAAGAAGAAAUCCUUGAAUGCUUAGAAAACUAUGAAAAAACCAAGGAUCAAUUUAAUAAACUUGAUGGAACUAUCACUGAUACAGAUUUACUAAAUGCAGCAAAAAAUAUGAAAUUAAAGAAAGCUGCUUACAGCGACAAAAUUAAAAAUGAAAUGAUCAAAUCUAGCACUGGAAUCCUCUUAAAAGGAUAUCUUAAAGUCUUCAAUGCCAUUUUAAUAUCUGGACACUUUCCAGAAUCGUGGUGUGAAGGCAUUAUAACUCCAAUAUUUAAAUCAGGAAACUCUUUAGAUCCCAGCAAUUACAGAGGAAUCUGC
Molecule: messenger RNA, 492 nt
Organism: Paramuricea clavata
Lineage: Eukaryota; Metazoa; Cnidaria; Anthozoa; Malacalcyonacea; Plexauridae
Source: the annotation of a GenBank genome assembly